AUGGGUGGGUGCAGACUGGCUGGUGCAGGCUGGGUGGGUGCAGGCUGGAUGGGUGCAGGCUGGAUGGGUGCAGACUGGGUGGGUGCGGGCUGGGUGCGGGCUGGGUGGGUUCAGGCUGGGUGGGUGAAGGCUGGGUGGGUGCAGGCUGGGUGGGUGCAGGCUAAAUGGGUGAAGGCUGGAUGGGUGAAGGCUGGGUGGGUGCAGGCUAAAUGGGUGAAGGAUGGAUGGGUGAAGGCUGGGUGGGUGCAGGCUGGGUGGGUGCAGGCUAAAUGGGUGAAGGCUAGGUGGGUGAAGGCUGGGUGGGUGCAGGCUAAGUGGGUGCAGGCUGGGUGGAUGCUGGGCGGGUGGAUUCUAGGUGGGUAUAUGCUGGGUGGGUGGAUGCUUGCUGGGUGGGAGGAUGCUUGCUGGGUGGGAGGAUGCUAG
Corticium candelabrum is the source of this 423-nucleotide messenger RNA. RefSeq lists its product as uncharacterized. The coding region runs from base 1 to 423 and encodes 140 amino acids. The record is from RefSeq and is a predicted model, not a curated record. Lineage: Eukaryota; Metazoa; Porifera; Homoscleromorpha; Homosclerophorida; Plakinidae. The transcript has a single exon.